Molecule: messenger RNA, 2040 nt
Organism: Thyridium curvatum
Lineage: Eukaryota; Fungi; Ascomycota; Sordariomycetes; Thyridiales; Thyridiaceae
Exons: 2
Coding region: 1-2040 (679 amino acids)
Biological process (GO): positive regulation of transcription by RNA polymerase II
Cellular component (GO): nucleus
Molecular function (GO): transcription cis-regulatory region binding; zinc ion binding; DNA-binding transcription factor activity, RNA polymerase II-specific
Source: RefSeq, a predicted model, not a curated record
AUGGAGCCGUCGAGUCAGCGCGGUCGCCGAUCCCAGUCGCGCUCUGUCUGGGGUUGUCUUACCUGCCGACGAAGAAAGGUCAAAUGCCAGGCCAGGCGAAUCCCCUGUGAUGCGUGCCACCGCCUGCAACUUACCUGCACUCCAUCUUUCCAUUCCAACUUCAAACAAUGGAAGAAGCACGAAUUUGUGCCAACAGAGACCAGAGGCACCUCGGAAAACCCAUCACCAGAUGCGAGUCCAAGCCAGCAGCAGAACCACCCAGGGUCACCGGGGAUACGCACACCCUCAGACACCUCGGACAACUUGGGAGGAAGCCCGAUUGGCCUCGUAAACGACGCGAAUGACCGGAGCCUGGUUGACGAUUUGACUGUCGCGGCUGACUGGGAUUUCAGUCAUCCAUGGAACCGCUUCGCAACCGUCCUUCCAGAGGGAUUGGUCACCGGCGACGAGCUAUCUGCAUCUUAUCAUCGCCUAGCAGAUUUCAAUGACGGUCUCUUUGACGGCGUGAUCGGGAAUAUCACAGAAGACGCUCCAAUAGAAGGCUCAAUGGAUGCUACACAGUCUGCGUAUCCGUCUCCCAAUUAUCCGGGCUCUGAUCCCAACUUCGGAAACCAAUCGCUCUUGUCUUUGAUGACAGACACAGACUGGUUGAGCAUAUGGCAAAGUCCAAGCCUCAUCCAUUCCCCGACUUCCCGACCUGACGACACACCCAAACUGAUCGACUAUUACAAGCGAAACCUCUCAACUUUCUGGAGCUCUGUGCCGACAGCCUGGAGCUUUUAUGGAUACGCCAUCAAAGCGACCGAAAACAUCUUGGAUUCCCCCUUGCGCCACAGCAUCCUUGCAUGGAGCUCUGCACACCUCGUCGUCAAGGGCGAGCGCGCAUUCGCUGAUCUUCAAAUGCAACAUUAUGCUAGGGCAAGCUCGAUAGUCGACAGCCUGGUGGAUGCAGUGCAAGAGACGACUCUCGUGCCCCCAUCGACAACAUCGCUUAACAUGAACUUACGCAUGCUGCUCUCCACUUCCCUCUUUCUCUGUUACAGCGACCUCGUCUCCGGAGACACUCGGGCACUUGCAGAUCGACUAAGCCGCAUAGAAGCGAUGCUAGAGACGCACUGGACACAGCUUGAAAAGGCAUUAGGCUCCCUAGAGCUUCGCAUCUUGCUGUGGCUGGCUUACGUUCAUCUGCGAACAAAUAUGUGGGGAAGGAUUACGCCCUUGCUGCCGACUACAGGCCAAGCGCCAAGUCAGAGCUCUCGACGAAUGGAAACACACGACCUUUGGGAUCUCCUAAUGAAGAAGAAGGGACUGGCCGAUAUGCGAUGGACAUCGGGUAAAGGGUACUACUUGACAGAUUGCUAUGGGUCGUCAUUACCGAAAGAGAGGCUCGAGGAGUGUUUGCAACUAGAGCCGUAUAAAAUGACAUCGGACGAUGCCAUGGGUCUGUACAGCACUAUCCGUGAUUUCGAGAUUUGGGAGAAGGAGAUGCAAUCAAGAAACGUGGUGGACCAGUCUCUUGUCGAAGAGCUGCGAACGGCCAAGAUACAGGCGAUCAAGGCCAACAUUGCCCGCAUCCAAUCAGAACUCAAGAUGAUCCAUGCUGAGCGUCUUCAGUCCGCGUCAGCGCCCGAGAGCGUUGAGCUGACCAACUUUCAGUUUCUUGUCACGUCCACAGUCUGCCUAUCUGCCACGAUACUGCUGAAUCGGGCUACGGCGCCAAACAUCCGCAGCGAUGCUGAGACCCAGGCUAUCGCUGUCGAGAUCGUCCGCAUUGUGCGACGAGUACGCAAGACUGGAUACCUCCUCUCGCCAAGGACGCUCGUGUGGCCGUUGCCCAUCUUCAUCGCGGGUAUCGAGGUCACCGACGAGAUAUACCUUGACUGGAUCGAGGACUACAUGCGGGAGCUCGCAAACCAAGGCUCGAGCACCAAGAAGGCUGUCGAGUUAUUGAGACGAGUCAAUGCAAAGCAAGACUUGGAAGGCAGAAGGGUGAAAGUCUGUGACGUGAUGCGGGAGUUCAACGAAUUAGUUACGAUAUGA